Molecule: messenger RNA, 801 nt
Organism: Formica exsecta
Lineage: Eukaryota; Metazoa; Arthropoda; Insecta; Hymenoptera; Formicidae
Exons: 1
Source: RefSeq, a predicted model, not a curated record
AUGGCAUCCGCUCCAGGAUCAGCCGUUAAAACCGGUGUAAAACCAAUCGCAGCCUCGCGAGUUCAUUCCGCAACCGCAUCCGCUAAUGCACAAUCGCAGUGCUCGCUGUGUCCAGCUCGACACUUUGUUCAUAUCCUUGUGCAAAAAUUAGAUCCGUUAACGCGAAAAGCGUGGGAAAUAAGCAUAAGCAAUACAGAUGCCCCGCCGUCUUACGAGACUUUAAGCGACUUUAUUAAGUCUCGCACUCGCGCGUUAAUGGCAUCCGCUCCAGAGUCAGUCGUUAAAACCGGUGUAAAACCAAUCGCAGCCUCGCGAAUUCAUGUCGCAACCGCAUCCGCUAACGCACAAUCGCAGUGCCCAUUAUGUACAGAGCGACACUUUCUUAAUGUAUGCCCUACUUUCGUGAGCAAGAAUGCGAGUCAACGUCGAGAUAUCGUCAAGCAACAAAAACAUUGUUUCAAUUGUUUGAGCGCAAGGCAUUCCGCACAUGAAUGCAAAAGUAAAUAUUGUCGGGUUUGUCACAAGAAGCAUCAUUCGAUGCUACACGUUGACUCGGAUUCUAGCUCAAGUGCUUUGAAAAUUGCACCGUCAAGUUGCUCGUCGCCUCAAGCGUCGGAUGUGACGUCUGAGGUAAAUUCGCUCAACGCCUCAACCGUAACUCGAAAGCGCUCACCCGUCCUCCUAGCGACGGCCUGGGUAACAGUUCGCAGUCCGUCGGGUCGCACCGCUGUCGUUCAAGCUCUCCUCGAUCAGGGCUCGGAAAUGACAUUCAUCUCGAAAAGUUUAGCGCAAACCUUGCGC